Molecule: messenger RNA, 4250 nt
Organism: Penaeus indicus
Lineage: Eukaryota; Metazoa; Arthropoda; Malacostraca; Decapoda; Penaeidae
Product: sodium- and chloride-dependent creatine transporter 1-like
Exons: 2
Coding region: 22-315 (97 amino acids)
Cellular component (GO): membrane
Source: RefSeq, a predicted model, not a curated record
UCCUAUUUCUCUUUUAAGGCCAUGGUCAUCUUUGCCAUCGUGUUCCAUACGCCUCUGACAUACAACAAGACUUACGUGUACCCUGCAUGGGCUCAAGGAUGUGGCUGGAUUCUCUGCUUCUGUUCUCUUAUCUGGAUCCCUGGUUACCUCGUCUACAAAUUCUUCCAGUAUCCAGGAACCUUCAGGGAGAAAUGGAUUGCGUCAACCCGCCCGAUUCUCAAGGCACACCACCUGAGGGCCGAAGACUGGGAGGACAAUCCUCACAUCGAGUACAAAAAGACAAUGACAAUGGAUCCCCUCACCGAGAACGCCUAAAUCCUCCCUCUUCCAAAGGAGUCAGCCGAAAGGGGUGAAGUUGGUAUUCCUGUGUCUGACGGCAGCAUCCUGUGGUAAAUCCAGAUUGUAUUUUGGGGUUAGGAUGAACGGUCAACGGGACACGUUUGUUGAUGGAAUGAAUGGGAGACUUCGCAACGAGGACUGAGAUUUUUUAACAUCAAGAAAGAAUGUGAACUGAAAAUGCCGUUGAUCCUUGAUUUUAGUCAAGAGCAGCCAUAUGAAUAAGGCGUUUCUGAAUGGCAGUUCAUGGCAGAUAGUUCUGUGCUGUUUAGACUUAUACGCAUACAAUAGAUGUUGUGUAAUGGAGACAGUGUGCUGCACUCCAAGACCCUUGUUUAUAUAACGACUUCGGCAUUCGAGGUACGUUUUUUGCUCACUGCAGUGUUAUGACAUAGUGUCUAAUACAUUACUAGAAGAGGAACAAGCAGGAAUCUAUAUAACAUAUACGUAAAUCGCAUCUUGUAGGUAAUGCAAAAUACCUGUUUAAAAAAAAAUCCUGCAAUCCUUAUUUUUUCUUGGUUUCGUAAUGUCAGAAUUAAGUUAGAUUUGGGUCUUGCUGAGAUAUUAUUCAACCUACAAGAAUGCUUUGUUCAUACAGAAAAAAACACAAUCAGUGUUUGAAACCGUUGUUGUGUGCAGCAUUUCACCCUUGCCGCCUCGAUUAUAGUUCGAAAUGUUAGAAAAAUAAGUAAAUACAAAUAGAUCUUUGAUUUAAAAGUACGCACCAAGAUGCACCAAGAUUAGAAAAUAACUCCUUAACAGCCUUUCAAGAUCAAACCAACGAGGCUGAAAUAUUAGAAGAAAGAAAACUAAGAAGAAGGAUAAGAAGAAUAAAAGACAAGAAAAAAAACACACAAAAACAGUUACGUUGAUGACAUACCUUUAAAUUUUGAAUAGAGUCUCCACUGCGAACUUGAAUAAGCCUACAGUUAAGAACUCAUGGUAGGCUAAAAGCGGCUAACGUUGUCGUUUUUUCUUUGCCUUCAUGGAUCUGUUGUAAUCAUCAUUGUUUAUCUACGCAUAUUCUCACCGUCAGGACUCAUCGAUUCAUCCUCUUGUUGUCUAUUUUCGUAGAUGUCAUUGUGAAUCAUUAUAACAGGCAUACAUUAUAACAUACCAUUAGUAUAGGCAUAGGUGUAAGUAGUGAAUAGGAUAAAUCUGUGAUGCUCGACGCCUGCUUCAAGUGCAGGCUGGAAGGAUGUAGGGAGGGAAAUUUUUAUCACAAUAUUAGUUAUAGUUUGAAGAAAUUAUUUACUGUCUUACGGUGUCUUUAGAUCUAUUCACUGAAACAUCGGCAAAGAAAAUAUCUCAUAUUAGUAUCGGUUUAGCAUCUAAGAGGCCUAAGAAAUGUUGACAUUCUGGUUUUCAAUAGGACAGUGGAUUCCUUUUUCGACGCACUUAAACUUGUGGUGACGUAGCGGAAUUAGAAUUGAGCUGAAAAUGACAUUGACUGAAUUUUGCAAACGAAAAAAAAAAAAAAAUUGUUCUCUAGAUUUAUCAUUAGUGAGAUCUUAGACAAAAUUUCUUUUACGACUUACAAACUAGGCCACCGAAGACAGAUUCUUUUCAAUACUUUUAUCAUUAUUUUAUAUUUCACAUAUUAUUUAGUAAAAAGUGAAGGCAUAAGCAUAAUCCAGUUUUUACUGCCUUUGUUUUCAUGUACAAAUCUAUACGUGUAUAUGUAAGUAGAUAACUACUAAUGACUUGCUUUUUAGGAAAAGAAUGAAUUUGAUUAUACUCCUUUUGUAUUUUAAAAUAUUAUAUAAAAAAUCCCAAUGCCUUUGGUUUCUGGGAUUCGAGAAUCUUUGUUGAUCUUGUAAAAGGAAUCAUUCAUUUUCUCAUCGACGCAGCCACAGCACCACAGGGUCUACGAGCUCAUUUUGAACCUCCUGACGGGCAGUUAGGUGCGUUCAAGAAGGGCUAAGGUUUUUUUUUAGCAUUCCAUUGUCUCGCUUCAGCCAUUCACAUCCAGUAGAUAUUUUUGUUUCCUUUUUUUUUUUUCUUUUUUUUUUUUAGUGCCGUCAUAUUCAGAGCCAUAUUCAGAGCCAUGUACAUUCACUUUAUGUAUUUUUUUCAUAUCCAUGUUGUUUGUUCAGCUCAUGCACAACACAUUUCAUCGGGGAGAAACCAUGUUAUCGAUUUGCUAUUGUCUUCCAUUUCUUUGCGAAAAUGGAGUUUAGUUCUCUUUAUUUUCUUCUUCUUGAUUUAAGGAUAAUUUUUUAUAUAUCUCUCAGUCUGAAUGAGAUAGUUGCUAUUUUUCUCUUUCUUUGGUCUCUCUCCAUUGUUUUUUAGUAUUUACCAAAUUCUUGCCAAGAUAUGAGGGCAUUCAAAAGUUAUAUUGAGGUCAGCAAGAGAAUAAUUAGCUGUUGUAUUACUGUUAAAACACCGUUGUUAAUUUGCUCACGGAGACUGCGAAGACUUGCUGUAGCCGAGACCACAAAUCUAGGGGGCGAAAACCCGCCUUUCGUUUGAGGUGAUCAGCAAGUCCCUCUAAAAAUAGCAACCUCAUCUGCCUGUUCUUGGCAUAAGUUCUGUGAACUAUAUUUAGUAUUAGAGCUUAGAACCAAUUACUUUAUUUAUAAUUGGAUUAUAUAUAUACCUAAACAAACGUAUUGCCAGAUGAACUGGCGCUGCUCAAUGCUGAAAUAGGUAAGUUGGGGGUAAUAACGCGCAUUCUGUAAGGAAAUUUUGAGUCAAAAGAAACCGUCAGGUAACUACAAUUAAACAGAAUUUGCGUCAAACAAAACCCCCAACUUAAUCUAAAUUAUUUUAUUGUGUUUUGUUGAUCGAGUGGCUGCACCAGUAACCAGUGGAACUUGCCAUAAAGCAAUGAAAUGUGAAAUUAAACGUUUGGAAAACAACCUACCGAGGCCAGUGUCAUUAUUUAGUUUUAUUUUAAAUUGUGGUAGAAAUCCACUCAUCUCACUGAUCAGGAUGUCUACGGUUUGUACUUUACAACAUAUUUAUCCGGCGAUAUAUAUAUAUAUAUAUAUAUAUAUAUAUAUAUAUAUAUAUAUAUAUAUAUAUAUAUAUAUGGAUUACUCAUGGGCAAAGUAACAAUCUUCGCGAAAAAGUUCAGUCAUGUAAAAUAGCUCUCUGUUUUACCUAUUUAGGGAUUUGAAGGUUGAAGUUCAACAUGAGUGGUUCAUACAGUGCAUUAUACAUAUGUAUGUGCUUGUGUGUGUAUAUAUAUACACAUACAUUACAUACAUACAACAUGUACAUUCCGGCAGGAUAAAUGGUGUAAAUGAAAAAAAAAAUAUAUAUAUAGUAUAUAUGCAGUUCAUGGCAGAUAGUUCGAUCUGGCUUGGACAAAGAUCAAAUGUUCAAUAGUUUAUUUUUUGUUUUCUGAAACUCUUCGAAUUUUCCAUCUUUCGCUGGAAAUUUUCUAUGUAUUACUUUAACUCUAAUCCCACUUUUUAUAACGAUUCACUAUUGUAUCUUGUCAGUAUUACCAUAAAACAAAACGGAACAAAAUGAAACACCUCCAUUGACUUUCAAAGAAAAUAUAUAUAUUCUUGUAUCCUCUUACCUGUCAAAUAUAUUCAACUGCAAAUGGCAUACUUGUUUCACGAGAUGGAAUUGGGAACAAUGAUACGUUAGCAUUUUAGUAGUAAUUUGAGAGAGUAAAACAACAUACAAGCAUACACUCACAGGAGUAUGAGAUUAAAUGAGCAGGGAGGAAAACCUUUUACAGUCAAUAAUAGAAUUCUUUCUUGAUUCUCGUGUUGGAUUAUAACAAUAAGAUAAAAUAGUAAAAAAAAUAAAUAAAUAAAUAAUAAAAAAGUUUGUCUCACAAGACUAUUCAAAGUUGGUUACAGGAAAGUGGUCUGUUCUUGAGCUGUAAAACUAUAUUUUCUUACUGUAAAACGUAAACAUGGUCUGUGCUGUUUAAAUAAAGUUUGAAAUUAGAA